Macrosteles quadrilineatus (aster leafhopper) is the source of this 1611-nucleotide messenger RNA. Its product is annotated as lysosomal aspartic protease-like. Gene Ontology annotation, biological process: proteolysis. The transcript has 10 exons. The coding region runs from base 64 to 1566 and encodes 500 amino acids. The record is from RefSeq and is a predicted model, not a curated record. Lineage: Eukaryota; Metazoa; Arthropoda; Insecta; Hemiptera; Cicadellidae. Gene Ontology annotation, molecular function: aspartic-type endopeptidase activity.
GAUAAGCAAUGUGUUAUAUAACUUAUACACUGUUUAGUUCCAUGAAAUACAGUGAGUACAAACAUGAAAGUGAUUGUGGUUUUAAAAUGUGUUCUGUUUAUUAUUUAUAUCAGUAAUGUUCAAACGACAACAGAAAAUCCAAAUGAAAAGGACAACUUUUAUGAAGACGACCAAGGUUUCAUCAAGGCUAAUCCAAAGUUCAAAAUCGAUGGCCCGUUACCGACAGGUGCAGUGAAAAUAUACAAGCAAAUGCUUGAAGAACAAAACAAUCCCCCAGAAAGUACAACUAAAGCAAAAAGACGAAGACGAAAUGUCGAAGCUAUGUCACAGUUUCUCUCAGGCCAUGAUGAGGAGGAAAGGGAAGAACUUAUAAGAGAUAUGAAGCAUAGCAUGGUUACAAAAGAAGAACUUGAUUAUUAUAGUUUGGAUGUCAAACUUGAACCUCCGAAUGAUUUCAUUACCAGAGUUCCUCUAAAGUACAACGAAAUAAAUGGACAGUUCCAAGGGAAAAUUUCGAUUGGGACUCCGCCACAAAUCUUUGACAUGAUUUUUGACACAGGGUCGUCGGACUUGUGGGUUAGAUCAGACAAGUGUAUAUUUGAAAACUCCAACGUUGGGAAUCCAGAUUCUGCUAAUUCGUUCAAAAGUAGUCUGUCGUCAACAUAUGAGAGGUUAAACAAGACUAUUGACAACCAAUAUGCCUCAGGACGGAUCAAAGGACUAACCGCACUGGAGGUUGUAAGAGGAGUCAAAAACACUUAUGAGAGGUUAAACAAGACUAUUGACAACCAAUAUGCCUCAGGACGGAUCAAAGGACUAACUGCACUGGAGGUUGUAAGACUUGGAAAUCUGACAAUCCACAACCAAAUGAUCAUUGAAGCAACGCUUCUUCAAGAUUUGCCUUACACAUAUUUCGACGGCAUCUUUGGCCUCAGUCCCAAAGAUGAUCGCCAUUACCUUAUGUGUCCUCUUCACAACAUGAUCAUGCAAGAUCUUCUUCCAGCUCCGAUGUUUUCCCUCUACUUCUCCGACUCCAAGAAUGAACUCAUACUUGGAGGAGUGGACCCAAACUACCAAAAGGGAGAUUUCAUAUUUGUGGAAACCCUGAGCAAGGAGGCUAAACACUGGAGGUUUUUCCUGAAAGGAAUAUACAUUGGAGAUGAAGAGGUGAGCAAUAGAGGAUGUAUGGGGAUCGUGGACUCCGGAUCAGACUUCCUGAUGGGUUCUGCGGAUUUGAUAAAGUCUAUCGUCAAGGCAGUAGAUCCUGAGGGAGUGACCAAUAAGGUUCAUGACGCUUACACGCUGAUGUGUAGUGAUACUGAAAAACUGAAGGAUAUCGUUUUCAAAACAAUGGACAAUCAACUGCUAUCUCUAACAGCGAAAGACUAUGUAAAGAAGGCAGUCAUCAACAAAUCUGAAUUCUGCUAUACUCCCUUCGUAGUCCUCGAGGGGUUGGAGACACCCAGUUCAACCCCCGUGUUGUGCUUCGGAACAGUCUUCAUGAGGAAAUACUACACCCAGUUUGAUGUAAAAAAUAGUCGAAUCGGUUUUGCACUUGCUCAAUAAACUUGAGUGUAGAUUCCACAUGGUUCAAUAAAUCAAUUUAUGUGA